Messenger RNA from Adineta steineri, 1164 nucleotides. Lineage: Eukaryota; Metazoa; Rotifera; Eurotatoria; Adinetida; Adinetidae. The record is from the annotation of a GenBank genome assembly.
AUGAUGUUUUUCAUAAGUUUAAUCUGUUUUAUACUCUUACCUUCGAUAAAUCCUCAACUUCAAAUCAAUCUUCAUUUAACCGAUUGGACAAAUUAUAAUGAAAUAAAUGUUGAUCUGCAACAUGAUUGUCUACAUGUUCCUACUCAUUUAGUUGAAGAUAAAAUUGAAUAUCAUCAAGUCAUUUCGUAUUGUAUGGGCGAAUGGCCUUCAGAAUGGAACAUAGAAGAAAAUAGUUUUCAUCAAAAGUAUAGUUUUUCUCAACUUAAAAUACUUAAUAUUACUAGUCAACAAUUAUAUCUUUGGUCAGCUCCUAUGGAUAUUGUUGAAGAAUAUGAAUCCUAUUUAAAUCAAAGUUUAUUUUCAAAUCAAUCAUCACCGAUAAUGGCAACAAAGUUAUUCUACAAUUGUACACAACCAAGAUUUGGGCCUGUAUGUCAAUAUUCAUUAGAUAUUUCAACUUCUUCUUUUCCUUCAUCACUGAAAGAAAUUAUUCAUGAUUUUUAUCUGCAAGCAUAUAAACCAAUAACAUGGACAUGUUAUACUCAUUUAGAAUGUAAUCGUGGUACAAGUACAGCUUGUCUUGAUUGGGCUGAAAUUUGUGAUGAUCAUAUCGAUUGUCUCAAUGACGGAAUUGAUGAAAAACAUUGCUGGGAACUUGAAAUCAAUGAAUGUGAAGAAAAUGAAUAUCGAUGCAAAAAUGGACAAUGUAUAUCGAAGAUAUUUUAUCAUGAAGGUCCAAACUCUUUGGAUUGUAUUGAUACAACUGAUGAAGGCGACCAAGGGCGCGAAGAUAUUCGUCAUCUUUCACAAGAACCAAUAUUUAGAUUCGAAGAUGUUACAUGCGACAAUAAUGUCCACAGUUUGAGUCCAAAUAUCCGUUUUACAACUUCAUGUGUACAUGGUCGACAUGAUCUUAUUUUAGAAGACAUGUUUUUGAACAAACCAAAUUCAACAUCUGACGAAUGUUGGCUUGCAUUCAGAUGUCAAUUUAAUAUUCCUCGUUAUGCAUAUCCAUUAUGUGGCAAUAUGUGCAGUAAGAAUGGAAUAUGUCAAGAAAUUAUCAAUAAAACGUGUCCUGAUAUAUUUUUUAUUCCAAAUGCUCCAUUAUUCUUUGGACAUAUUUAUUUCGCUUACACAAAAAAAAAAUGCAGUGCAGGCACGUAG